Messenger RNA from Cladocopium goreaui, 765 nucleotides. Lineage: Eukaryota; Dinophyceae; Suessiales; Symbiodiniaceae. The record is from the annotation of a GenBank genome assembly.
AUGUACGAGCUGGGAUCAUUGCUUUGUAUUGACGACGCAGCGAAACUCCCAAACCAUUUUGUCACUGACAUUGAGAAGAUUGUUCAAGACUGUGUUUUGCUAUGUCCCGAUGGCGUGGCUGAUGCCCUUCCAGGCGAAGUUCUCCACGACGCUGGCCAGAAUCCCAUCGUUGCUUCUUCCAUUGGCAAGUCGCAACACACCCAGGUUUCGAAGGCCUCCGUAGAGGAUUUUCCGCUGAUGAAACAGCAGCAGUCGCCACGGUGGUGUUCGAAACUGGACGCAUUUGUGGACAUUGUUCAGGUAGGGAAGGACAAAGAUGCGUUCUUCGUUUGCGUGCGGACAAGGACACCAAAUUCAAAGCCUGUCUUGGACUUCUUGGUUCAACUGCGUCUUGAAUACCUCAGAAGCUUUGGCCGUGCAGUGGACUUCAACUGUACCUGUCAUGCUUCUGUUACUGGGGAGUACUAUGUGAAUUUGGCACCUGUUGCCUGCAUGCGGAAGAUCAAAGUCCCUGUCGGAGAGGGCUGCUUAGGUUUAGACUUCGACUAUCUGAAUCCUGAACUCCGAGAGACAGUAACGCAACGUGGCCUUCCUGUGGCUACAGUGGACUCAUCACAGGGAAAAGGAAAUCUGCAUGCAAGUUCAGCAGAAUGCUGGAGAGGUUGCUUGGAAGGGCGAUCUGUUCUGACUCGAUUGUACGACUUCAAUCGAAAACCUGGAUCUUUGCCUAUCGCGCAACGCAUGAUUGCGAAGCUGUUUCAAUAG